This is a messenger RNA of Erythranthe guttata (spotted monkey flower), 5569 nucleotides long. RefSeq lists its product as uncharacterized. Gene Ontology annotation, biological process: protein deubiquitination. The record is from RefSeq and is a predicted model, not a curated record. Gene Ontology annotation, molecular function: cysteine-type deubiquitinase activity; protein binding. NCBI's taxonomy places the organism in Eukaryota, Viridiplantae, Streptophyta, Magnoliopsida, Lamiales, Phrymaceae.
UUCUCAAACCCCUCCACAGUCCAACCCAACUGGUUAGGUGUGUUCUUUCACACACACACACACACACACACACACACAAACCCACACACAAAAUACACAUAAUCCAUCUAUACUUACAAGUAUGUGUAUACAUAUAUAGAUUGAUGAUAUAUAUAUAUACAUAUAUCGGUAUACUAUCAGAAAGGUGUAUGCUGUAAUUCUGUGUAACCGCUCCACUUUCCGUCGUUCUUCUCCGAGAUUUACAUAGUUGUAGGAUUUAUGCAUGCAAUUUGAUACCCGCUGGUGGAAAAUCUGAGAAACAAAUGGGGCAUAAGAAGCGGAACGUCGUUCCUCGUUCCAAACCCUCCAAACCGCCGUCAUCGCCGCCGGCGGACGCCCCGAUUACCAACGGUGGUGGUACGAACACCGACCAUUCCCCAGACCGCGCCGCGGCGAAAUCGGACCAUAGCAGCGCAAACCCUUCCCCAUCCUAUUCCGCGGUGAAAGUUGAAUGCGAGCGAGCACUCACGGCACUCCGCCGUGGUAACUACACCAGAGCCCUAAGAGUGAUGAAAGAUUUGACCUCGAAACAGGAGAAUUCCCCACACUCUGCCUUGAUUCAUCGUGUUCAGGGCACUGUCUGCGUGAAGGUGGCUUCCCUAAUCGAUGACACAAAUGCCAAACAGAGGCAUUUGAGGAAUGCAAUUGAGAGUGCGAGAACUGCUGUCACGCUGUCCCCUAAUUCCGUGGAGUUUGGACACUUCUACGCGAAUUUGAUGUACGAGGCGGCGAAUGAGGCCAAGGAGUAUGAGGAGGUGGUGCAAGAGUGUGAGAGGGCUUUGGCAAUAGAAAACCCCGUGGACCCUGCCAAGGAGAGUCUGCAAGAGGAGAACCAGCAGAAAAUUUCUACCGCCGAGGCACGAAUUGUCCAUGUUCAGAAUGAGCUCCGUUCGUUGAUUCAGAAGUCGAAUAUUGCAUCUAUUUCAACUUGGAUGAAAAAUCUCGGCAAUGGCGACGAGAAGUUUCGGUUGAUUCCUAUCAGGAGAGUGCCUGAUGAUCCAAUGGAGCAGGGAUUAGUUCAGGCAAGGAGGCCAAAUGAGAUUAAGAAGGUGGCUAAGACGCCUGAGGAGCGAAGGAAGGAAAUUGAGGUGAGAGUGACUGCAGCUCGAUUUGUGCAGCAGAACUCGGAGUCUGCUCAGUUGAAAAAAGAGGGGGAUAAUACUAAAAACAAUAGCAAAGGGCCGGAGAAUGGUCCAGGGUCGGGUUCGAGGGUGGGGGAAAGAAGGAAAAGUGGGAAUGCGAGGAAAAAUACAUCUACGGAUGAGAGGAGGGAUUUGGUCCGAACAUUUUGGAACUCAAUGAAUUUGGAUGGGAAGAAAGAAUGCCUGAGAAUUAAGAUUUCGGAUCUAAAGGCACAUUUUAGUUCAUCAAAGGAUGGGUUGCCGAGUGAAAUGCUUGAUGAAGCUUUAUCUUUUGGGGAAACAAAUAAAGUAUGGAGGUUUUGGGAAUGCUGUCGCUGCAACGAGAAAUUCGCUGAUGCUGGUUUAUUGAUGCAGCAUGUUGUUCAGGAGCAUAUGGGAAGUUUGGUACCCAAAAUGCAGUCAAUUCUACCCCAAAACGUGGAGAAUGAAUGGGCGGAAAUGCUUCUUAACUGCUCUUGGAAACCUUUGGACUUAAAUGCAUCAAUUAGGAUGCUUCAGAAACAGCCAAAACCGGACUCACCUGAUUUACUUGAUGAAUCAUGUAAUAGUCACAAUGCAGAUGAUUCAAAAGAAUGCUUCGUCGACACUUACUCCAAUGAAUAUGAAUGGGAUGCAUCACCUGGAAAGAACAAAUCUGGUGAUAAUGGCAAUGGUAUUGUACAGAACAGCAAGGAAUUUGAAGAUGUUGAGUGGAUGGACUGUGAUGGAGAUCUAAGUAGUAAGGAAAGUUUACUUAAUAAAAACUGGCCUCUGUCUGAUGACGCCGAGCGUGCAAAGCUUCUAGAAAGAAUCCACUCCAUUUUUGAGACACUUAUAAGAAACAAGUAUAUGGCUUCAAGUCACCUUAGCAAGAUUAUGAACUUUGCAGUGGAGGAGCUGCACGCUAUAGCUAGUGGUUCUCAACUCAAUUCCAAAGUGGACCAGACACCUCUGAGCAUCUGUUUUUUGGGUGCUCCGGAUCUUAAAAAAAUCCUGAUAUUUUUGCAGGAAAUUUCUCAGGCUUGCGCAUUUAAUAGAUAUUCCGACAAGAGUAACAGGGGAGACGAUACAAAUACCGUGAUGCACUCUGUUGACACUCUGGAGAAGAUAGUUUUUAGCAGUGAUGCUUCAUUUCUUGUGCUUGAUGAACAUUUUAUUCCCUGCAAGAUCCCUCGUGGUGAUGGUGUUAACAAUGUUUCCAGUGCACUUACUUCAUCCCAUGGCAGCUAUGAUAAUGGUGGUAUACUUGAUUCAGAUGCAUUAUUGUCCUGGAUAUUUACUGGGCCUUCAAGUAGUGAACAAUUAGCAUCCUGGCAACAAGAGAGAGCAGAGAAAGCUCAGCAAGGUCUGGAAGUUCUCCAGUUGCUUGAGAAGGAAUCUUACCAUCUGCAGGGCUUGUGCGAUAGAAAAUGUGAGCAUGUGAGUUAUGAGGAGGCAUUGCAGGCUGUGGGGGAUCUGUGUUUGGAAGAGGGUAAAAAGAGAGAGCACGUGGCAGAUUUUGUCUUUCAAAGUUACGACUCUGUCCUUAAAAAGAGGCGCGAAGAGCUCAUUGAAAAUGAGAAUGAAUUAACAAUUAUGUGCAAUAGAUUUGAGUUAGAUGCUAUAUCAAAUGUUCUGAAGGAUGCAGAUUCCCUAAAUAUCAACCAAUUUGGUUUUGAAGAAACAUAUAGUAGUGUUACAUCUCAUCUGUGUGACCUAGAAUCUGGUGAAGAUGAUGAGUGGAGAACAAAGGACUACAUACAUCAGGUGGACUCUUACAUAGAAGCUGCAAUACAGAGACAGAAAGAAACAGUUUCUAUUGAGAUCAGCAAAAUAGACGCAAGACUCAUGCGAAUAAUAGCUGAAAUGCAGCAGUUGGAAGUUAAGCUUGAUCCUGCAUCUUCACAUGAUUUUCGGUCAAUUUUAAUCCCUCUGGUGAAAUCAUUUAUGCGGGCACGCUUGGAAGAUCUGGCAGAGAAAGAUGCUACAGAAAAAUCUGAUGCUGUCAGGGAGGCACUUCUAGCCGAACUUGAUCGUGAUUCCAAAAAGGUCAGUGCAGGAGUUGAUAGUUCAAGACACUCGCACGACAGGACAAAGGACAAGAAGAAAAGCAAGGACAACAGGAAAAACAAGGAUUCAAAGGUUAUUAAUAGUGAUGAGUUGCAAGAUCAGACUGCUGAAGAGAAGAUAUUGCUUCCAAGUGCUCAUGGGGAGGACGGUCCAGGUUCCGUGAUUGCUGUUCCUGCACCUGAUGAUGCCUUACAACUAAAUUACGAGGAGUACAAACGCAGAAUUGAACUUGAAGCCGAAGAAAGAAAGCUAGAAGAAACUUUGGAAUAUCAAAGGCGUAUAGAGAAUGAGGCCAAACAGAAACGCCUAGCUGAGAAACAGCAACGGCUUUCCAGAAUAAUUAGUGACAGCACAGAAACUGUGGCAAUGGCGGAUGCUCAUUUGAGGCAUAGUGAUGAUGAAAAAUAUGCCAGUGACCAUAGUAAGGAAUCUUUGGUGCAUAAGGAUGGUUUUGCUGACACUGCGGAUGGCGCGGACACUGCUAAUACGCCUGUGCUGAAAACUGGCUUACCAAAUGAAGGUAUUCCACAGGAUGGUGGUUUUGUUUCUGACCAACGCUCAGGAAGGAGAGGUAGACGGCACAAGGGUCCAACAAAAUUUCCGAUUCCUGAAAAGAAAGAUGCUGACCCUGGUCAACCUAGAACCGGGCAAAAUUCCCAUGGUGAUGGCGAUAAUGAAGCAAAAACAUUGAGAGAGCUUCAGGCAGAGGAUGAUGACGAAGAAAGGUUUCAAGCUGACCUUAAGAAAGCUGUAGACCAAAGCCUUGUUAUGACAGAUGGUGAUAUUAGAAAGGAUACAUAUGGAACAGGGCUGAAAAACGAAGUUGGUCAAUAUAACUGCUUUCUCAAUGUCAUAAUACAGUCCUUGUGGCACUUGAGACGGUUCCGAGAUGAAUUCUUGUCGAGAUCGUUGUCAAAACAUGUUCACGUUGGUGAUCCUUGUGUUAUAUGUGCUCUAUAUGAUAUCCUGAUUGCUCUGAACAUGGCAUCUACGGAUAAAACAAAAGAAGCUGUUGCGCCUACCUCGUUGAGAAUUGCUCUAAGCAAUUUGUAUCCUAAUAGUAAUUUCUUCCAGCAGGGUCAGAUGAAUGAUGCUUCUGAAGUGCUGGCGGUAAUAUUUAGUUGUCUCCAUCAAUCAUUCACUUCUACUACAUCUGUUGCGUCUGGUAUGGAAUCGGUAGAUAGCAACUGCACAAGCUCCUCCUGUGUUGCACAUUCAAUUUUUGGGAUGGGCAUAUUAGAGAGAAUGAACUGUUACAACUGUGGGUUUGAGUCCAGACGCAUGAAAUACACAUCUUUCUUUCACAAUAUAAAUGCCAGUGCUCUGAGAACAAUGAAGGUUAUGCACCCAGAAAACUCCUUUGAUAAGCUUCUGAGCCUGGUUGAAAUGAAUCACCAAUUAACUUGCGAUCCAGAGGCUGGUGGUUGUGGGGAGCGUAACUAUAUCCACCAUAUUCUUUCCACUCCACCACAUGUUUUCACAAUAGUCCUAGGAUGGCAGAAUAAACGUGAGAGUGUUGAAGAUAUUACAGCUACAUUAGCAGCUUUUUCUACUGAGAUUGAUGUCAGUGUCCUUUAUCGCGGUCUUGAUCCACAAAAUCAUCAUCGCUUGGUUUCAAUGGUUUGCUAUUAUGGGCAACACUAUCACUGUUUCGCCUGCAGUGGGGAGCAUGAUCGGUGGACUAUGUAUGAUGACCAAACUGUGAAGGUAGUUGGUGGCUGGAAUGAUGUUAUUACAAUGUGUGAAAGAGGACACCUACAACCCCAAGUCCUCUUGUAUGAAGCUGUAAACUGGUAAUGCAUGAUAUUUCAAAGCGCUACUUGGAAACUUUUGGAAAACCGGAUCAGCCAUUGUCAGUGUUUGAUCUAAUGAUGCACCGUGGGGGUCUAUAGCCAAGAUAGUCGACUUGUGGAGUUACAAUUUUGACAUGAAGCCCUAUAUUGUUUUAAAAGGUUAAAAAUUUCGGUAUAUAGUGGACAAAAUUAUGCUAGACAAGGAGAGAGAUAAAUAUUCGGUUAAAUGAAAAAAAAUAACUAGGUUUCGAUGGUCACAAAGACACUAUCUCCAUCUAUUAGUUAAUUCUCGAAUUAUGAUAUAUGAAACAUUAAAAACCUCCCUGUCAAGUUGAGUGUACUUGACCUCAUGGGUCGUUUCUGAAUGGCAACUAUUACCCGAGCGCAAAGAUGAAUGCGUAGACUGUGGAUAAGAAAUUCCUGUACUUAGAUUUACGUAUCUCAUUAUUUUCAGUACAAUGAAGUUCUGUAUAGAUCAAUCUAUGAUUCCUGGGGAAGUGUUAUGUGGAGAAUGCGAAUUCUCCCUUGUUCAGUUCUCCUUUGGGACUAAAUUUUUGGAGUAGAACA